CUAAACAGUAUCACAAUGUCGAGUCUGUCAGGUUUUCUGUGUUUUCUUAGGCGUUCUUUGCUACGCUUGGAAUCUACAGUUUUGCAGAUUACAGGAUUUGACAGACAUUUGGGGCCGGCUCUGGCGGUCCAGGGCCCCGGUCUCCUUCCUGUCCCCCAGAGUGAAAAGGGACACAUCGAAGAACCCAGUUUCCUGGACAGCAUCUUCUGGAUGGCAGCCCCCAAGAAAAGACGCACGAUAGAAGUCAACCGCUGUCGAAGGCGAAACGUGAACAAACUCAUUCCAGUCAAGACGAACAUCGUUCCCUGCCCAGAGUGCGGACACCUGAGGCAGAAACAUGUUCUGUGCGGGUUCUGCUAUGAGAAGGUCCGGCGGGAGACGGCGCUGAUCCGGGGUCAGAUACGGGCCAUGGAGGGGGGGCCUCUGAAAACACCCGCCGUGGAGACAGUCGUCCUGUACGCAAAUGAGAUGCCCAAAGACGCUGACAAGGGAAAGAGGAUCGUGGAGACGGGCAGGAAACGUCCCUCCUGGUUCACGCUGUACUGACCAUGUCAAAUGAAGUGUUCUGUUAUCUUUUAUAUCACAGCUAAGUAAAUGUGUAUUCAGUCAGUACAACCGUGUGUGCAGUUGUCUAUUCUGUGUGAGGAAAACCUCACUGAAGACUUACCCUUACACUGUGAUCCCAGGCAGUAUCCCAGGAUCAGUGU
Megalops cyprinoides (Indo-Pacific tarpon) is the source of this 707-nucleotide messenger RNA. RefSeq names its product mitochondrial ribosomal protein L32 (gene mrpl32). Lineage: Eukaryota; Metazoa; Chordata; Actinopteri; Elopiformes; Megalopidae. The coding region runs from base 16 to 546 and encodes 176 amino acids. Gene Ontology annotation, biological process: translation. Gene Ontology annotation, cellular component: mitochondrial large ribosomal subunit. Gene Ontology annotation, molecular function: structural constituent of ribosome. The transcript has 3 exons. The record is from RefSeq and is a predicted model, not a curated record.